CAUUCACAAGUGUUUCAAUUCUCUUACGCUGAAAAGAUUUAAAUUUACUUGUAGUGGGUUCCAAUGGUAUGGAGUCGUCGAGAGAAAUCGGCGAUACGGGUAUUACUUACUCGAAAAACGCUGUGCUAGGUACAGGCUUUUUUGGGGAUGUUUAUUGUGGUUGUUUCAACGGCGAAAAUGUUGCUGUAAAAAAAAUAUUAAAGCGUUCGGAAAAAGAUGUCCGCGAAUGCAAUCUGCAAAUUAAACUUGAUCACGAGAACGUUUUGGCCAUUCGUAAAGUGGCAGAAGAUGAAGAUUUUCGGUAUAUCGUGCUGGAACUUUGUGCGGGAACCCUUGGAGAAGUCAUUGAGAAAACGUACAAAGGCCCAGACUUGCCGCCUGACCAAGUUGUUCUGUACGAAAUCGCAGAUGGCCUUGAUUACAUCCACGGAAAGAAACUUGUCCAUCGCGAUGUUAAACCUGAUAACAUUUUAAUUUCCAUGUCUGGUCAAAUGAAAUUAUCGGAUUUCGGAUUAAGCAAAAAAAUCAGCACACGGAACACGUGCUCGAUGAGUGGACUUAAAGGAACCCUUUUAUGGAUGGCACCAGAGCUGAGGAGUAAUAACGAACCCAAUAAAGCAACGCCUAAAUGUGACAUCUUCCCGUGUGGUUGCGUCUUUUUUGUUUUCCUUACGCGUAAAAAUGGUGGUAUUCAUCCGUUUGGCGACAAGAAUGGCGAUCACAUCGAAGUACAACAGAAUAUCCGUGAUGGUACACCAGUUAACCUGGAUGUAUUAAGAGGUGAUCAUUUUGCUGCUGAUGUCAUUCGAAAAAUGAUAAAAAAAGAUCCGUCGGUUAGAAUCGCUUUGGAAGAGGUUAAACGCUCGUUUCAAGAACUCGAGAGAAAAACGUAUCCAUUCCUCCGUUUCUGCUGGAAUCAAGUUACCAACUGGAACCUAAACCCCAGCAACCUAAGUAAAUCCAAGAAAUCCAACAACGCGAAUGACUUAAGCAAUUCCCGCUACCCCAGCAAUUCCAGCAACCGCAGCGACUUCAGCAAUCCCAGCAACCCAAGCAACCCCAACGACUCCAUCAACCCCAACGACCCCAGCAACCAUAGCAAUUCCAGCAACCAUAGCAAUUCCAGCAACCUCAGCAACACGUGCCACCCCGGCAACCUCAGCGUUCACAGUAAAUCCCGAUAG
This is a messenger RNA of Daphnia carinata, 1184 nucleotides long. Its product is annotated as serine/threonine-protein kinase/endoribonuclease IRE1-like. Gene Ontology annotation, molecular function: protein serine/threonine kinase activity; RNA endonuclease activity; ATP binding. Lineage: Eukaryota; Metazoa; Arthropoda; Branchiopoda; Diplostraca; Daphniidae. Gene Ontology annotation, cellular component: IRE1-TRAF2-ASK1 complex. The record is from RefSeq and is a predicted model, not a curated record. The coding region runs from base 69 to 1184 and encodes 371 amino acids. The transcript is spliced from 5 exons. Gene Ontology annotation, biological process: intrinsic apoptotic signaling pathway in response to endoplasmic reticulum stress; protein phosphorylation; IRE1-mediated unfolded protein response.